AUGGGAUUCUUGCACAAGCUUUGGGAUGAAACAGUGGCGGGUCCUGCGCCAGAAAAUGGUCUCGAGAAGUUGAGAACUCGCAUUUCCGGAGAAAAUGUCACAAGGAAUGGUCAUCAGAAGUUGAUUGUUGAUCCAGGUCGUGUUCAAGAUUCUCUUGUUGAUCAAGCAUCACAGUUUCUCCUUUGA
Molecule: messenger RNA, 186 nt
Organism: Eruca vesicaria subsp. sativa (arugula)
Lineage: Eukaryota; Viridiplantae; Streptophyta; Magnoliopsida; Brassicales; Brassicaceae
Source: the annotation of a GenBank genome assembly